AUGAGACUAAUCAAGUGGCUAAGGUGUGAAAAAGAUUCCAGGAAAGAACGUCAAACAGUUCUUGCUUUAGCUUAUUUAGGUGCGAGGCUAAGGGACUGUGUUUCUCUCUUUAGUAGAUUUGAGAUAACAUCAGACCACAUUGAUCAGCUUUCUAUUGCCUGUCAUGAGUAUUUUAAAGUACAUUCAUUGUUGUUGCCAAGUUCUGUAAAUCCUACUGUCUGGACAUUGGGUCACAUUGUCUCGGCUCAUUGUCGUCAAGUGCUUGAAAAGUAUGGCCAGGGGUUGGGGUUGGUAACCAUGGAAGGACGAGAAGCGAAGCAUAUUUUUCUUAAAAAAUUAGGUGAAAAUACAACAUAUCAAAACAGAUGGGUUGAAAUAUUUAGACAUGAAUAUGUGAUGCUGAUUUGGCUACCUCAGCAAGGUUUUCAGCAGCCAGAAGCUGCAUGCAAAAAUGUAGCCUACAUCCCAGAGAGGGUAUUCAAUGAUCCAUCUUAUUGCUAUUGUGGUCUGUUAAAGGCAUGUCCUGAGGAUGCUAAGUGCUGUGUCUGUGGAGACCCAAUCAUGAAAUUUAUUGAGCAAAGUGUAAAGGACGGAAGGAUUGCUCCACAGCUUUUGUAA
Porites lobata is the source of this 618-nucleotide messenger RNA. The record is from the annotation of a GenBank genome assembly. NCBI's taxonomy places the organism in Eukaryota, Metazoa, Cnidaria, Anthozoa, Scleractinia, Poritidae.